AUGUACCUCAACCAAAGAGUCCUCACCUGCAUUGAUACCACUGUGCGUUAUUGCUCAUGUAUUCCCGUGCAUAACCUGAAGACUGACCCUGUAUUUGAAGCAUUGGAUAAGAUAUUCCGCCGCUACAACAAGGCAGGCUUUCAAGUCAAGAUCAUCAAGUGUGAUCGGGCGUUCAUUCCUCUCACGGAUGAUGUGCUAGACGAUAUGGGUGUUACUAUUGACCCGACUGCAGCUGGAGACCACAAGCCUACCGCUGAGCGAAACAAUAGGACGCUGAAAAAAAGAGUCGGAGUAGCUCUUGAUUACCCUACAAAGUGGUCCCAAAGGUGA
Molecule: messenger RNA, 330 nt
Organism: Cylindrotheca closterium
Lineage: Eukaryota; Bacillariophyta; Bacillariophyceae; Bacillariales; Bacillariaceae
Source: the annotation of a GenBank genome assembly